AAGAGUCGGAGUGAUCUGUUUAUUUGUGUCAAAUUGUCCCCUUCUUUGCAUGGAUCUAACUUGUAUGAGUACAGUGACGGCUUAAAUUCACAAUGAGUGUCUCAUCGACUAAGAAGAAAAAAGAGAAAGAGGUCAAGGAUGAGGAGAAAAGCAGAGUUGGUGGGGAGAAAGAGAAAAAGAGAAGUCACCCUACUCUGCAGGAGCUGAAAAAGAAAGGACGAGAAGCAAUGAAAUCAGUAACAGCAAAAAGUAGUGAUGAUGUGACACAAUCUACUCCAAAACCAGAAAAGACGUUUAGUGACUGUCCACCGCCAUCUGCUGUGGGAACUGGUUUGGUAUAUGAUCCAGUAUUUUUAAAGCACACUAUUCCAUAUGAGUGUGAACCAGGUAAAUCAGAAAAUCCACAGAGAAUCAGUGUCUGUUAUGAAGCACUGAAGAAGGAGAAAUUGGUGGACCAGUGUAUAGAAAUACCGUCCAGGAUGGCAACUGAUGAAGAACUCCUGUAUCUUCAUAGUGCUGAACAUAUUGACAUUAUGAAAAAGACAGCAGAUAUGUCAGUGGAUGAGUUGAAAACAUUAAGUGAUAAUUAUGAUUCCAUUGCAUUUAGUAAAGAUUCCUUUGAGUGUGGAUCAUUUGCUGCAGGAAGUGCCAUAACACUGGUGGAACACAUUUUAUCAGGAAAAAUUAGAAAUGGUAUUGCUUUAACACGACCUCCAGGUCAUCAUGCCCAGCGUGAUAUUGCUUGUGGUUAUUCAUAUUUUAAUAAUGUUGCAUUGGCUGCCUAUCAUGCUAGAUACCAUUGUAAUGCAAAUAGAGUGCUGAUAGUUGACUGGGAUAUACACCAUGGACAAGGUACUCAGUAUCUUUUUGAGGAAGAUCCAAGUGUGUUGUAUAUUUCAAUUCAUCGAUAUGAACAUGGAUCAUUUUGGCCACAUUUAUCAGAUAGCGACUACCAAUGUUGGCAAAGGCAAGGGAAGAGGACUGGCAUGGGUGAUUCAGAAUAUAUUGCUGCAUUCCAUCAAAUAGUGUUACCAGUGGCUUAUCAGUUUGAUCCUGAUGUUGUGUUGGUGUCAGCAGGAUUUGAUUCUGGACUUGGAGAUCCAAAAGGUGAGAUGAAUCUAUCAUCUGAUGGCUUUGCUGUCAUGACAACCAUGUUAAUGUCAUUAGCUCAGGGAAAACUUGCUGUUGUGAUGGAGAGUAUUCUGGAUGUCUUAUCAGUUCACAGUAAUUACUGGAGAUGUUUUCAGUAUCAAGAACUAGAUGAAGACAGUGAUGGGCAAACUGUGGGAGUUGAAAUAAGUAGCGAUACUUUACAAGAACAGCAACAACCUGAAGAUGAUAUUGUAUCCGAUGUUCUCAGUAAAUUUACUGUUAUGAGGCUCAACUGCCCACCACACAGAACUGCUAUCACAUAUGAUGAAAGAAUGGGAGCACAUUAUGACCAGUGGUACAAGAUGGCGACAGAUGAUGAGAUAUUACUAUUACACAGUCUUCCUACAAAUGUGCCUGUCUGGCAGCCUGGUAGUGUCCUCAAUGUUGUACAGGAAGUGGUCACUGGAAAGGUUAGGAAUGGUGUAUGUAUUGUCAGACCUCCAGGCCAUCAUGCUGAACAAGACAAACCAUGUGGUUUUUGUUUUUUUAAUAAUGUUGCUUUAGCUGCUAAAUAUGCGCAGAAUAAUUUUGGUCUCAAAAGGAUUUUAAUUAUUGAUUGGGAUAUUCAUCAUGGUAAUGGUAUACAACAUAUGUUUGAGAAUGAUGACACAGUACUGUACAUAUCAUUACAUCGCUAUGACAACGGAUACUUUUAUCCAAGUUCAUCUGAUGCCAAUUAUGAUAGAAUUGGCAUAGACAAAGGAAAAGGAUACAAUGUCAAUAUUGCAUGGAAUGGGGCUAGAAUGGGAGAUGCUGAAUAUAUUGCAGCUUUUCAACAAAUUGUUAUGCCAAUUGCUAUGGAAUUUUGUCCUGAAUUAGUAUUGGUAUCAUCAGGAUUUGAUGCUGCUAAGGGGGAUCCAUUAGGUGGAUAUCACAUAACUCCUGAAGGGUAUAGUCACUUAACACAUAUGUUAUGUACAUUAGCAAAUGGUAAAGUCAUUCUUGUCUUGGAGGGUGGCUAUAAUUUAAACUCCAUCUCUGUAUCCAUGGCAAUGUGCACCAAGACAUUAUUAGGUGAUUCCUGCCCUGUUAUUGGUGAAAUUAUACCAUGUGACUCAGCAGUGGACUCCAUCUUAUCUACCUUACAUGCCCACAAUAUAUACUGGCAGUCUUUACAAUUUCAAGUAACGCUUCCAGAAACUGACCUGCAGAUGGAGGGAGGGGACACUGGAAUAAAACAAGAAUCAGGUAUCUCAGAUAGCCCUGCUGCUGGAGCUGGUGGUGAUGCUGGUAAUAUUGUCAUGGAGUUUGGUGGUGAUGUGGAUGACAGUCUUAGGGAGGUUAGUCGUAAUACUGGUGACAAUCUUAGGGAGUCUAGUGGUGACAACCUUCAAACCACGGCAGGCAGUGGUCUUGCAAAGUCAAAUGAUGCUACUGGUGAGAAUCUAGAGUCUCCAAAUAAAGAACAGCUUGUUGGACUUAUGCAGACACAAGAACAUGAGACAAAAUAUCCUGAAACCAGUCAAGAUCCAAGUUUGAAUAUUAGUACAGAUUCAGGAGUGUCUGAAUGCCAAGGUCAUCCAGUUUCACAUCUGGACACAGAGCAUGAGAUAAUGAUAUCUGGUAUGAAAGAUGUAAAAAUUAGUGAAAAUAUUGAUGACACUAUUGGUACCACACAGAUAACAUCUGGUUUAACCUGUCCAAAUGCGAUAACUGCAACAGCCGAUGUGGAUGAAGCUGGUGCAAUAAUACAAUGGACAUUACCCGUUAGCAGCGAUCCAAACAUAGUACUUACGCUGAACUCGAACCUAGGUAGUGGAGAUUUCUUCAGCAUCGGCAUACAUACUCUAAUGUACCAGGAGAUGAGCUCUACUGGCAUGCCUGGUGCAAGCUGUGAAUUCACUAUUGAAGUCUUAGAUGACCAACCACCCAUCAUAUCAUGUCCACCAGACCAAACUGUUGACUCCAUACUAUCGUAUGGAACACAAGUAACAUGGCCUGAUAUCUCUGCCACGGACAAUUCUCAAAGCGUUAGUGUUUUCUCAAGUCAUAGUCCCGGUGACUUCUUUACACCUGGUAAACAUCCUGUUGUCUAUAAUGCUUCCGAUCCAUCUGGCAAUAUGGCUGAGUGUACAUUCAUGAUAUACGUCAUAGAAGAAUCAACCAGUUUUGAUGGUAGUACUUCAGAAAACGUACCAUCUACCAGUUCAGAAAGUAAUACAGGAUCAUCAACCACUUCAUCUGGUCAACAAAUCAACACAUCUGAUUCAAAUCGUGAAUAUAAUUCUCUAAUUGAACAGGUCGCUACACUGCGGGAAGAAACGUCGGUUAUCGGAGAAGAUGUUACAGAGCAAGAAAUUAAACAUAUUCUGGACAACAUACAAGUGAUCGCGAAUGACGAAAGUUUAAUUAGCACACUUGAUGCGCCAUUUGAACAGCAGCAAUUGUUCAAGGAUCUCUUGGAAUCUUGCAGCGCAUUGUUGAAACGUAAUCUUACAUAUUUCUGGAGAGAACGUCAAAGCAAGAACCAGGUUGGUGUUUUGGAAGUAUUGGAAACUGUAGAUAUUGUAUCGAAUGAAGCCGCAGAAUUUCUAAUUGACUCUAUGCCUGGAUUUGCUGUUACGACACAUACUGAAAACAUUGACUAUGAAGCUCGGGUGUUCGAAAAGAACGGAUUUCGAGGUUACCGAUUUGAUGGCUCAGCUACCAAUGACGACUCAUCCUAUAUUGAGUUGCCGGCCUCGGCCAUUGAUGGCACGGUUAACGGCAAUUUUGUAAUCGUGGCCGCCAGAUAUGAAUCUGUUGACGACUUACUAAUGGAGAACGUAACCUCUGACAUCGUCACUCAAUCAAGAGGUACAAGCAAUGCAAAGCUGAACAGUGACGUCAUAUCAAUGCACGUACACCCGAGUCUAAAGAUAAUAGGAUCGGUGAAUACAGAGUAUCCGAUAUUGGUGAAACAUAAACUCAUUGCUCCUAAACAGAGCAAUGAAGAGAUUUUCUGCUCCUUUUUGGAUUACGGGACUGACACUCCCCAGUGGUCGACGUACGGUUCGGAUAUUGUAGAAACAACAGAAUCACACGUGUCCUGCCGAUGGUCUCAUCUAACGAAUUUCGCGAUAUUGAUGAUGCCUGUGGCAGUGCAAGGUAUGGAAAUGCACAACGACGUUCUAAAUGUACUAACAUAUAUAGGAUGUUCACUUUCACUUUUUGGUAUCAUACUGACGAUUGGUUCAAUAAUCUACUUCAGAUUAAAGUCUGAACGUUUCCUGAUAUUACUAAAUCUCACUGCGGUACUAGCUGCCGGCCAAAUCACGUUCUUGGCAGGUGCUGACGCCGCGCAUAAUCAGGCAGUAUGUACUUUUAUAGCUAUUCUUCUACACUACCUUUACCUCGCUGUAUUCCAUUGGAUGCUAGCUCAGGGAAUACAAUUAUACGUCAAGGUACGGAACAUUUGGCAUGGUCGUUACAGACUGGUGUCCUUUUACUGUAUCGGUUACGUCACACCAGUGGUAAUAGUAGCUGUAUCUAUGGCAACUGGACUCGAGAAUUAUGGAACUGCAUCAUACUGUUGGUUGUCUACAGGAGACGGUCAUAUUUUUGCAUUCAUUGGCCCGGCCAUGUUUGUUAUAUUGGUGAACUGUGUUGUACUGAUCGCCGUUAUGCGAGCUUUCAUGACUAUCCGAGCAACGGCAAAAAAGACGGAAAUUGAAAAAAUAAAGUCUGGAUUGCGUGCUAGUGUCCUGCUUCUGCCAAUAUUGGGGCUGACGUGGAUGUUCGGAAUUUUUUCAUUCAGUCAACACACAGUGUUUUUCCAAUACCUGUUCGUGAUACUAAACUCAACACAGGGGUUUGCCGUAUUUAUUUUUCACUGUGUGAUGAACGACGAAGUGAAAUCAGCCUGGCAUCGAAAAAGAGGCACGAGUGUCUUCAGUUCAGGAUAUUCUUCUUCGUCAGAAACUAAAUCAACUACUGCCACUAGUGCAAAGAUUGCCACCGUUUCAGAUGAAUACAUAACAAAAGAAAAAAUCGCACAAGCAUGGAAGUAG
This is a messenger RNA of Saccoglossus kowalevskii, 5141 nucleotides long. Its product is annotated as protein deacetylase HDAC6-like. Lineage: Eukaryota; Metazoa; Hemichordata; Enteropneusta; Harrimaniidae. The record is from RefSeq and is a predicted model, not a curated record. Gene Ontology annotation, cellular component: histone deacetylase complex. Gene Ontology annotation, molecular function: histone deacetylase activity. Gene Ontology annotation, biological process: epigenetic regulation of gene expression.